UUUGCUUCAACUUUACAGUUCCACGAUGACGCGGCGCGCCAAGGAACGACGCAUGGAGCGCGUGCACGCCAAGCUGCGGCAGCAGGAGGAAAAGCUACUGCGUGACCAGCGUCUGAGCUCCCGUCCGGCUUGGAUCCAGCUACUCGCAGCCAUCGACGGGCCGUCUCCUAAUAGCAGCAGCAGUCUGCACGUGUCUAGCCUUGACAGCCCCAUUAAGCACAAGCCUCCGAUCGUAGACGAGCUGCAAUGGAAGAGCUCUCAGGUGCCCAUCGCGGCCUCGGGCGGCUUCCAGCUACCCAUUAAGCUUGACGCGCGUAAGGGAGAGCUGCACUAUUCGUUCUCCACGAGAGACUACGACGUCAACUUCGGCGUGCAGAUGAUCUGCGCCGACGGGAGUUUGAUUGAGCUGCUGGACACGCGGCGUUACGAGAGCCAAAAGCAGAAGGUGGAGGGCCAGCUGAGCCUCACUGGUCCUGGGAUGGUACUGUUAUUGUGGGACAACUCAUUCUCGUGGGUCAACACCAAACAGCUCGCCUAUCACGUGGAGCUAAAGCAGGAGACGCUUCCCGUGUCUGACGCGGAGAAGACGCAACUGGCACUUAAGGCGAGACUCGAGCGUGAGCAGAAGUUGCUGCAAUCGGAGGGAGAAUACGACAGACUGGAGACGCAGAUGCAGACCGAGGCGCAGACGAUCGACUUCCUGCGUCAUCAGAUCGAAGAGCUGCAGCUGCAGUUGAGGCAGCAUGAAGAAGAAAGGGAGACCAUCAACAAAAAGAAAGAACAAGUGGGAGAACACAUUGAAGAGCUUUGCUGGGAGCUGCAAGGUACGACAAAACGUAUUGGUUGGACGGGUGACUUAAGCUGAAUGUGUGCUGGGGUUUUGUUUUGACAGCGCUGAGUUGGAGAUGCUUAGACCAAGCUGCACUGCAUCGUAUCCUGGGUUAUCUGGGAGAAAAAGAUCUAAUCGCAUGGUCGUUGACAAGCAAAAAAUGGUACGAGCACGGGCGCGCGUAUCAGGCCAGCAAACGCGAGACUGAAGAGGCUAAUGGCCAACCUGCUGCGCGAGAAAUCAGCUUCAAUUCCUGAUUUUUAAGUUCCAGUCACCAUGCAUAGAAGACGAAAGCCGCGCAGGUUCGUCAUUUGUCGUCCUUGCUUGUUGUGAGCUGCUCGAUGGUCUCCAGGAGUUUUCUAAUUUUCAAAUAGAUUUCCGUUAGUUUACGAUAAAGCACGACAUACAAAUUUCAUGACAAAGGUGUGAUCGUACUUGGCGGCCUCCAUGUCACUCGAAGCUUUCUUCGACAGCAAGCUUCUUCCUGGUUUAUUUUCUCCUUCUUGGUGUCCCGAAUCUUCAGUCAUUUCCAAGACUUCAUCGA
Messenger RNA from Phytophthora nicotianae INRA-310, 1373 nucleotides. RefSeq lists its product as hypothetical. The record is from RefSeq and is a predicted model, not a curated record. Gene Ontology annotation, molecular function: protein binding. Lineage: Eukaryota; Oomycota; Peronosporomycetes; Peronosporales; Peronosporaceae. Bases 26 to 865 code for a protein of 279 amino acids. Gene Ontology annotation, cellular component: cytoplasm. The transcript has 2 exons.